AUGGCACGUUCUUCAUUGCCCCUCUACUACUUCUCUCCCAGGCGUGUCUCUUCACCUUCUUCAAAGUCCUUCUUCUUUGUUCCUGCAACUUUAGCUCUCAUUACUACUAUUUUCAUUCUCUUUUAUAUCUUCACAACUUCAACUCUCUUCACUUCGCAUCCUCACAGGCACACGCUUUACUUAAAACAGCCACUUGGAUCAUUUCCAUCUUCCCCGUUGACUCAAAAUGUUCCCUCAUUUUCGCUUCAUAAUAAUGGUUUUAAAAAUGGGACCUUUGAUCUGCCCAAAAGGGCUCCAUUUAAGGCUGUUGGUGGGGGUGAAGAUGCGACUAUGAGUCAAGUGACUUCUAGACCUCAUUUUGGGUCCGAGGGAAACUUUGUGAAUAAUUUGGAGGUGUUCCAUGAUGGAGAUAUUUUUCUGGAGGACUAUAAAGAAAUGAAUAGGAGCUUGAAGAUAUAUGUUUAUCCUGUCAAACGAAAUGAUCCCUUUGCACAUGCACUCUUACCUGUGGAUUUUGAACCUGGGGGUAAUUACGCCAGUGAAAGUUACUUUAAGAAGGCUCUCAUGGAAAGCCAUUUCAUAACCAAAGAUCCAACCAAGGCAGAUCUUUUUUUUCUUCCUUUCUCAAUUUCAAGGUUGAGGCAUGACCGUAGAAUUGGUACAGGAGGUAUCCAAGAUUUUAUCAGAGAGUACAUCUUUAACAUUAGUCAAAAGUACCCUUAUUGGAAUCGUUCUGGUGGAGCGGAUCACUUUUAUGUUGCUUGUCACUCCAUUGGACGAUCAGUGAUGGCAAAGGCACGGGAAGUAAAACUUAAUGCCAUUCAAAUUGUGUGUUCUUCUAGCUAUUUCCUUUCUGGGUACAUUGCCCACAAGGAUGCAUCUUUACCUCAAGUAUGGCCAAGAACAGGAGACCCCCCUAACCUUGCUUCAUCUAAAAGGAACAAACUUGCAUUCUUUGCUGGAUCAAUCAACUCCCCUGUUCGUGAGAAGCUUCUAAAAUUUUGGAGAAAUGACUCUGAGAUUGCUGCUUAUUAUGGUCGGCUUAAAACACCUUAUGCUGAUGAGCUACUUGGCAGCAAGUUUUGUCUUCAUGUAAAAGGCUUUGAAGUCAACACAGCUCGUAUAGCAGAUUCAUUAUAUUAUGGUUGCGUCCCAAUAAUCAUUGCUAACUACUAUGAUCUCCCAUUUGCUGAUAUUCUAAACUGGAAGAGCUUCUCAAUUGCUGUUGUAACUGUUGAUAUCCCAUUGCUUAAGCAAAUCCUUCGAGGGAUAACUUCUGAUGAAUAUUUAUUGUUACAGCGCAAUGUCCUGAAGGUGCGGAAACAUUUCCAGUGGCAUGUUCCUCCCAUAGAUUUUGAUGCCUUUUACAUGGUGAUGUAUGAGUUGUGGCUCAGACGAAGUUCUGCUUGAAUAAGUUUUUCUUUGGAUCCCAAGUAAUGACUGUAUUUUUUCUUUAUCAUUGGUGACUAAUUAGGUCCAACAGGAUAGGUUAUUUGCACAAGUUUUUAUUGCUUGUUUUUCAAUAAAACAGUAUGCAAGUUGGGAUUUGAUCUAUAAUCAUAUUGUUCUGAAACAGAAUUCCGAAUGAAAGAAAAUUAGAGAAAUAU
Theobroma umbraticum is the source of this 1607-nucleotide messenger RNA. Its product is annotated as putative glycosyltransferase At5g03795. The record is from RefSeq and is a predicted model, not a curated record. Gene Ontology annotation, molecular function: glycosyltransferase activity. NCBI's taxonomy places the organism in Eukaryota, Viridiplantae, Streptophyta, Magnoliopsida, Malvales, Malvaceae.